ACUGUCAACUUCAUUUGUGGUCUGUGACUGUCAAUUCUGCAAAACAAUAAUAAAAACUAAAUGAAGUUAUUUACUAGUUUAUUCCUUUAUUUCAUUAAUAGUCAUUAAAUAUUUACUGAUACACUUUCAUUUAUUAUAUUUAAGUCCAUUAUGGAGGCAUUGAUAUGUAGAAUAUGUCUAGACAGAACGGGCACGAUAUCGGUAUUUGAAAGUGAGCCUGAUAAUGUACAAUAUAGUGCAAAGUUGAAGAAAUUAGUGAACAUAACAGUGACGGAGGACGACGGGCUGCCGAGCAUGAUGUGCGAGGGCUGCACCGGGGAGCUGUCGCUCUCCUACCAGUUCGCGCAGAAGUGCGAGGCGUCCGACCGCGCGCUGCGAUGUCUGAGCACUCCCAUAGAAUUAUACUCCGAUCUACAAGCCGACAGACACCUCCGUGCAGAUAUAAAAUCGGAAGAAAUCAAAAACGAAAUCGACGAAGGCGAUCGUCACGACGUAUUCGACAACAGCUUCCUCUUCGACAACACGUCAAAGACUGACUUCGAUGAAGAGAAGCAACUAACUAAUUCUCCCAGUAAAGAUUUAAAUAUUGAUGUCGAGUCUAAUGGGAAGAGUAACGCAGGUGCAAGAGGUAAAUGUAAUGGUAAAAGACUUAGGAGAGGCAAAUUAGGCCCGAUUCAGUGUGUAAUCUGUGGACACAUGGCAUCUAGCCCUUCGGCAAUGGAAAUUCACAUGCGCACACACACGGGAGAGAAGCCCUUCCUAUGUUCAACUUGCAACACCAAGUAUCCCACUAAAGGCUCUUUAAAACGGCACAACGAAACAUUCCAUUCUACCAGAGAAAGGAGAUUCACUUGCGAGACGUGUGGCAGUAGCUUCUAUAGAAAAAAUGAUAUAAUAACACAUUUGAGAGUCCACACAGAUGAGAGGCCGUAUGUUUGCCCUUAUUGUUCCAAACGGUUCCGUCAAAUAGCCUCCAGAAACCGCCAUCAAAGAGUUCACACAGGAGAGAAACCAUAUCCGUGCCCUGUCUGUGGUAAAAAGUUUGGUCACAAGGGCUUAGUCAAGAAACAUCAGAGUGUUCAUAGUGAGGAGAGGAAAUAUAUUUGUCACCUCUGCAGCAAAUCCAUGAAGUCUAGGACAGCUCUAAAUGUUCAUAUAGGCCUUCAUACAAAUAAGAAACAGAACGUGUGCAGCUUUUGUGGCAUGGCCUUCGCUAUGAAAGGCAAUCUGCAGACUCACAUCCGUCGCAUGCACUCUGAGAAAUCUGGUCAAUGUUCAGUAUGUUUAAAAACAUUUUCAGAUCUGAAGGUACAUAUGCGUAAACAUACAGGAGAGAAACCUUAUGUGUGUGGAACGUGCAACGCAGCAUUCACUGUCAAGAGAAGUCUGGCACAUCACAUUCUGUUCAAACAUGAGAAUGCUGGAAAGUUCAAAUGUUCAAUAGGAGAUUGUACGAAGUCCUUCCCCACGACCACCAUGCUGGAGUUUCACUACCUGAAGCAGCACACAAACCACACCCCCUACGUGUGCCAGCACUGCCCCCGACGAUUCUUCCGUGCCAGCGACCUAUCACGCCACCUAAAGGGCACACAUAUGGAACUAAAUUUUAAGUCUUCCCUGAAAACCCUAAUAAUAUCUAAUCCCUAAACAUAUUAAGACUGAGUAACAAUGUGUAAAUCUAGUCACUAGUGCUAAGAGAUAAAAUUAUUAUUUGACAUUUAGGAUAAAUAAUGUAAAAAUUUUAAAUAGUGUAGAUGUAAAAUAUGUAUUAUUUAGAAUAAUUUAACAGCAAUAUUGUGUAAAGCAAUUAUCAAAACAUUUAUAUGUAUUUUUUUAAUAAUUGCUAGUAUUAUUUCCAGUUUGCCUUUUAAAUACAACCUAUAUUUUUGUUCUCCCAAUUAGCCAGAAAUGACUAGACUAGAAUAGUGUUAGAAGUGGGUAUGACAAUAGUCUGUGAAAUCAUGUAUUAUGAUUCUACCAUUUAAAAUACAAUUCAUGAAAUAUUGAAAUAUUAGAGGUUCUAAAUACACUUACACAAAAGGCCAAGAACUGCCUUUUAAGACUUUUAACUAAAAGAUAAUAAAAGAAAAUAUUAAAUCCUCUUGCAAUUGUUAGUGUAGCGUAUUAAAAUUUCUUACGUGCGUAAGAAAUUCUAAAACUCAAAAUACUAGCAUCUUUCACGCCAUUUUUUGUGACUGUUUUUCAGUGAUGCCCAACCUCCUAAGGGAGAAGUUUUGAUUAUUUGAGGAGGUAUUUUUAUUUAUAUGUAGUAUUUAAAUUAAAUGUAAAAUGAAUGAUGAAAUCAACUAUCUCAGUACCCAUAACGUAACAGGCUAAGCUUACUUUUGGCUAGACAGUGAUGUGUGUACUGUCUUAAUAUAUUUAUUUAUUUUGUUUAUUUAAACUAGCAAUAGUACUUUCUUGCCCAAAACCUGGUCUUUCUGGUGAUCCAAUUUGAUUUUCUGUAUAAAAACAAGUAGAUAGACUUUGUUCAUCAUAUUAUUAAUUAAAGUAAAAGUAUGUUAGAACAAAUAUUUUCCUACCUUACUGAGUAAUGAGACUUUUUUUUUGGAAAUAUAAUUGUUUCAAUUUC
Messenger RNA from Bicyclus anynana (squinting bush brown), 2593 nucleotides. RefSeq names its product zinc finger protein OZF-like. Gene Ontology annotation, cellular component: nucleus. The coding region runs from base 151 to 1647 and encodes 498 amino acids. The record is from RefSeq and is a predicted model, not a curated record. Gene Ontology annotation, molecular function: DNA-binding transcription factor activity, RNA polymerase II-specific; RNA polymerase II cis-regulatory region sequence-specific DNA binding; zinc ion binding. NCBI's taxonomy places the organism in Eukaryota, Metazoa, Arthropoda, Insecta, Lepidoptera, Nymphalidae. Gene Ontology annotation, biological process: regulation of transcription by RNA polymerase II. The transcript has a single exon.